Akanthomyces muscarius is the source of this 3492-nucleotide messenger RNA. RefSeq lists its product as uncharacterized. Gene Ontology annotation, molecular function: ATP binding; ATP hydrolysis activity; ABC-type transporter activity. The coding region runs from base 1 to 3492 and encodes 1163 amino acids. Lineage: Eukaryota; Fungi; Ascomycota; Sordariomycetes; Hypocreales; Cordycipitaceae. Gene Ontology annotation, biological process: transmembrane transport. The record is from RefSeq and is a predicted model, not a curated record. The transcript is spliced from 15 exons. Gene Ontology annotation, cellular component: membrane.
AUGCUGGCUCUCUCCACACCUACAUAUACACCUACCACCCCUCUCUGCUCCUGUCGCUCCUCUCCCCAUCCUCUUGUCGCUAUUUUCUUCGUUCACAACAGCCCGCCAGAGUGGGCCAACAUGGACAGCACAUUCGGUCCGAGGCUGUUGGGUCAUUUUGAUUUCACGCUGCUCUUUGAGCAUGCUAUGUUUCAAAUCGGGCCCUCUUCAAUUCUCAUCUUCACUUUGCCCUUCUACCUGCAUAAGAUCAUUACUUGUCAGCCCCUUGUGCGGCCGGGCUGGCUUCUAUGGGCCAAGGUUGCAGUUGCUGUUAGCAUAGCUGCUGUUCAACUAGCCGGCGUGGUAUUUUGGCGCUAUUGGGGUGAUUAUAAUCACCUACGCAUCUCAUUGACUAUCUACACGUACUAUCAUAGGACAGGUUUGGAUACGAUUGCUCGUCUCACUUGCUCUCUGCCGGCCUUCAAACUUGCCCUCAUAGUCCUCGAAGAAAUCUCAAAACGAUCACUUAUCAUUGCUGAGAACCGAAACCAGCUCAGCGAUGAAACAACGGCCGGCUUCUGGAAUAGAGCUACAUUUUUAUGGAUAAAUCCGCUUCUUCUCUUCGGCUUUCGCCGUAUCAUCCAUAAUGGUGACUUGCCUGAUAUCGGAGAGCAAUUCGACUCCAGACGACUAUAUGAGAAUCUGAAAGUAUCAUGGGGGAAGCAAGACCAGAAAUCGAAGAAUGCGCUUCUCCGAGCUCUUGUUUUCUCUACGCCAUGGCCAUUAGUCUUUGUUCUUCUCCCACGUCUAUUUUUGGUCGGAUUUACCUUCGGACAGCCCUUUCUCUUACAAGAUGUAGUCAGUUUCUCGGGUGGUGCUACGAAUCAGCCUGAUUACAUAUCAAUAGAAGAGGAAGCUACCUCGCUUAUCCUAGCAACCGCACUUAUCUUUUGCGGCAAAGCACUAUCGAGAACGUGGUUCAGCCACAUACGAAACCAAAUUAUGGUGUGCAUUCGAGGAGGUCUGGCCUCAGUGGUAUACGAUAAGUCUUUACGCUUAGGAGGAGCAGAAGCCGAAGAUUCUGCCGCGAUCACGCUGGUAACGGCGGAUAUUCCCGGCAUUGAAGCACUCAUAUCCCUGUGGUAUGAUCUUUUUGCUAUGGUCCUGGAGGUUGCUUUCGGCAUCACAGUUCUUACUCGGUUUGUCGGUGCCGCCAGUGCUGUCGCCGUUAUAUGCACCAUUUUGGCGACUAUAUUGUCCCAACAUAUUUCCAAGCAAAUAAAUAUCACGCGAAAGAUAUGGAAUGGACAUAUCCAAGACCGCGUCGCUGCUACCUCUAAUGUACUAGCGCAAACGAAGGACAUAAAAAUGACCGGGCUUGCAAACUCUAUGGGGAGGUAUCUGAAGGAGCUGAGAGCCAAAGAAAUAGAAGCGUCUUUGCGCACCAGACGAUUAAACUGUCUUUCGUUUGCUCUUGGUUCAUUUGCGGAUGCUAUGACGCCGGCUGCUGUUGUGGCUGCUGCGUUAUUUUGGACCAAGACACUGGACCCUACGGCAACGGCGCGCUUUUACACUGUCCUUGCCGUGGUGACGCUGCUUACCGACCCCCUCUCGAACCUUAUCGUCAGCCUUCCCGGCUGGGCAAGCGGUUUUGCUUGUCUUUCUCGUAUUCAAAACUACCUCACUCAAGAGGAGCCACAAGACCCUCGUCGCAUUCAAUCACCCUCUCGCCGAAGCUCGAGCCGUGCCUCGAGUUCCAGACCGGCACGCCCACCGGCGCUGCUCAUUCAGCUUCAAGGUAUUAAUGUCACCAUGAUUCAUGGCUCAGUUGGCUGUGGCAAGUCGACGUUGUUGAAUGUGAUGUUAGGCGAGAUGCCGUUGAGAAAUGGUCGCGUCACGUUAUAUACACGAUCGAUUUCUUUCGCGGGGCAAAAGCCUUGGCUACUUAACACCACCAUCCGCCUCAACAUCAUUGGGCGUAAAGCCUAUAAUCAAGUUCUAUAUGAACGUGUCAUAUUCAUCUGCGAUCUUACCACUGAUUUCCAGCAGCUGCCCGACGGAGACCAAACUGUGGUUGGCAGUGGAGGCUGUCAGCUCAGUGGUGGACAGAAACAAAGGAUUUCCAUUGCCCGUGCUUUAUAUGUCGAAGCAACCGUGACAAUAUUGGACGACCCCUUUAGCUCGCUAGAUGUUGCUACGUCGGCGUUGAUUCGCAUAAGACUGAUUUCGGACGGACACGCUGCCCCGAAUGGAAGGGCGUUGGUUAUGACCACAAGCAUGAAGCAGCACCUAGUCGACGCCAACACUGUCUAUCGGGUUCAAACCGACGGCUAUGUUGUGCAGUUGACACAGGAGCAGGUAGACGCAGAGCUGGACGAGCUUGCGAGAAACCACCGAGCUAGCAUGGCCACCACAAUUUCAGCCAAUGCGAAUUCAGUGGUCUCUCUUGAGCCGCCUUCAGUCCAGCCAGCCAUUGAGGACGAUCUUGACAAUAAGCGAGACGUCACAGCUGAAAAUUACAGCAGCUUUUCGGUGUAUAAGUAUUUUCUCAGGCCUGCUGGCAUUGCAACUGUUAUAAUUUGGUUGAUACUCGAGGGCAUCGCGGCGGCCUCCGAAAGACUGCCGAACGUCUAUAUUCGGAUAUGGCUUGAAGAAGAUGCCAGCAACUAUCUGUACUAUAUUGGUUAUGCACUAUUCUGCCUUGCGCACCCGAUUCUCAACGGUUCGACUGCAGCGUACUUUUUUUGGUUUGUUAAUGCGCCCACUGUCACCAAGCUGCAUGACAGCCUUGUGGAUGCCACACUCGGCGCGACCUUCUCGUUCCUCGCAGAAGAAGACACUGGAUCUAUUCUGAAUAGAUUCAGCUCCGACAUGAAUUUGGCAACGCAGAGGAUCCCAGCUCUCAUCGUACCUACUAUAUGGCGCACUUACGCAAUUCUGAUUGACAUUGCCAUUAUCAGCGCUGGAGCUGCUUACGCCGCAGCGAUUAUUCCGUUCUUCGUUUUUUUCAUCAUUGGAAUCCAGAGAUUCUAUUUGCGCACAUCAAGACAGCUUCGUGCCCUCGAACUUGACACAUCCAAAUCAUUGAUUCGGCACCUCGUCGAGACAGCUGCUGGUAUUGUGCACGUCCGCGCCUUUUGCUGGCAGGAGGAGGUGAUGGAUGACUUCUACACGAUGCUAGAUAUCGCACAGCGUCCCUUCUACCUACUGUUUUGCGUCCAGCAAUGGCUUGAGUGUGUACUUGACCUUUCCAGUUCCGGCGCCGCGGUUCUUGUGGUCACAUUCGCGGUGAAGUUCUCUAACACCGCCUCUGCUAACUCUAUGGGUCUGGCAUUUCUCAGUCUCAUUGGAUUCAGCAACACUGUAACAAUGUGUUUUGGAAUUAAACUGUGUGUCCGCAGUUUAUGGAAGCCAAGAGCAAGCUCAUGCUUCCCAGAUCAACAAUCUUACUGUUACUAUUCGCCCCGGCCCGAAUGGGUCACUUGGAAUUAUUGGCAGAACUGGAAGUGGUAA